AUUUUCAAUAAAAUGAAUCCUUCUAAUGAUCACAAUCAUAGACGUAAAAAGCGAGCAUAAUUUAAACACUAAGCCGGACCUUUUAUAAUAUUUUUUACAGUAUUAAUGCCAACUAAUUGUGUGAUUUUAGAAUAAAUUGUAUCAAUUAUGAAAAGUAUUAGUAUUUUGAAUUGAAAAUGGAUUCUAAAACUUAACUAAUAAAUGGAUUUUUAGUAUGCUUUGUUUAUUCAAUGGCUAUGUGGUCAUACUACUAAUCGAUUACAAUAAAAAAUUACUCAAUAGAUAAGGCUAUCCUAUUACAAGAUAAUAGAAGAAUUGAUCCUCUUUAUAAAAAUACUAAUUCCUGUUAAGAAUGUAAUAAAUGGAAACCAAUUCGAACACAUCAUUGUUCUCUUUGUGGAAAAUGCAUUUUAAAAAUGGAUCACCAUUGUCCUUGGAUUCAUAAUUGUGUAGGUUUAAGAAAUCAUAGAGCAUUUUAUCUUUUUACAAUGUAUAUGACAGUAAUAAUUCUAAAAUAUUUAGAUUGGUGCAAUAUAAUAUAGCUAUGCAUCUUGGGUUUAUUUUAGAUUUUUAUUUUAAAGUACUCAAGGUUUCUUUUCUCAUCAAUCAACUUUCUUUUAUAUUUAUUGGGGUUUAACAAGUCUUGUAUUAUAUCCGACUUGUGCAAUGUUAUGUUUCUUAUUUUUUUAUCAUACAUCACUAAUCAUUAAUAAUUAAACAACUUUAGAAUAAAUGAGGGGUGGUUCCAAUGGUAAUUGUUGUAUUUAAAAUAAUAAACCACAAAAAAGUAUUAAUUUGUUUGAUAGAGGAUUACUAUCAAACAUAGCUUGGUUUUUUAAUUAUUCUUAUUUUUGGUUUCUUCCAUUUGAAAACGUUUACAAAUAAGAUGGUAAGAUAAUAAAUAAUAUUGAGGUGGUUAAUAUCCAAUUGCUCCACUUUGUAGCCUAUAAGAUAUUUAAAUUAAUAAUCCUUAAAUACAAAUUGGACAAGUGCCUGAUUAAUAAUUUGAUUUUGAUAAAAUUGACUAAAAAUUAGAAGAAUAUAUGACUAUCGCUAAAUAGAAAUAUAAAAGUAAAAGAUUAGUUUUCAUUGGAAAAGAAAUAUAACUUGACUGA
Messenger RNA from Paramecium sonneborni, 1115 nucleotides. NCBI's taxonomy places the organism in Eukaryota, Ciliophora, Oligohymenophorea, Peniculida, Parameciidae. The record is from the annotation of a GenBank genome assembly.